This is a messenger RNA of Hordeum vulgare subsp. vulgare (domesticated barley), 1009 nucleotides long. RefSeq names its product protein SRC2-like. Bases 83 to 892 code for a protein of 269 amino acids. The record is from RefSeq and is a predicted model, not a curated record. The transcript has a single exon. Gene Ontology annotation, biological process: defense response. NCBI's taxonomy places the organism in Eukaryota, Viridiplantae, Streptophyta, Magnoliopsida, Poales, Poaceae.
ACAUUUCCAAAAAAGGUUCCUCCUCCUCCCCUCCUCCUAGUCCAACAUCCCUCAACCAUCUUGAUUCCUGGCGACGUCGGCCAUGGCAUACAAGAAUCUUGAGGUAACGCUGAUCUCAGCGAGCGAUCUCAAGAAGGUGACAUUCUUCUCCCGGAUGCGGGUUUAUGCCGUUGCCUCCAUCUCCGGGGCUGACUCCCUCAUGCCUACCCAUGGCACCCACGUCGACCACAACAAUGGCCAAAAUCCCACAUGGAAUGCCAUGCUCCACUUGCCGAUCCCUGCAUGUGUUGAUACUCGCGGGCUCGCCCUACAUGUGUUGCUACGCUCAGAGGCUUUUUUCUUCGGCCACCGUGACGUUGGUGAAGUAUUUGUGCCCCUUAAUGAUCUUCUGGCCGGCACAGGUAAUGGAAAUAUCGAAAAUACUAUGAGCUACCAAGUGCGGCGACCAAUGUCUGGUCGUGCCCACGGUGUUCUCUACUUCAGCUACAAGUUCACCGACGUCAGAGCUUCUUCAACAAGCGCUACAGGGAGCAAACAAGGCCAGUAUGUCAACUACUCUUGGGACUCUGAGGUGGCAAUGCCCAAACCCAUGGUGCCCAUCACCGCAUACCCGCAACCACAUGCCACAUUUUCAUACCCAAAUGCAGUGUAUCCACCACAGCCAUAUGGGCGUGCGUCUCCACCACCGUACAUGUAUAACACCGCUCCGGCACCGGCAACAAUGUAUGGGUAUGCACCAGCAACUAUGGCUGCACCGGCAAGGCACGCGGGAGGGAUGGGAAUGGGCCUAGGCCUCGGGCUCCUCGGCGGCGUGGUUGGCGGGAUGAUGCUCGGUGACUUGGAGUCUGAUGCCGCCUAUGACGCUGGGUUCAACGAUGGGAUGAGUUUUUAGUAAGCGCAAUUCGGACUAUGUGUAAGGAGGAUGUCCUUGUAAAUCUGUAAUUGUCAGUUGAAAAUGAGUGAACAAAGUGAAAUCAUCAUCAUAAUGUGCAAGUCUUUUUGUUUCUUA